AUUCCAAAUGCGCCGGAAUCUGCGCAUUAGCAGUUGAGCAAGCAUCGAGGAAGGAUGACGAAUGUCGUUCAGAUGGCAUUCCGCUCUACGUUGUUAUUAUCAUUGCAAUCAUAUCGUUCGGUUUCGGUGUCGCGUUUGUCUCUAUCCUUUGGCUAAUUCACAACAAAACAGAUCCACUGCGGAAAAUUCGAUGUGCGGAACGAAGUGGACGCCGAAUGCCGCUGAAUGCAAUUUACCGCGAUCCGAUCAUUCGACCACUGAAUAAUGCCAAUGCAUUUAUGGCUGCUGGUUGUACAGCAAUGACCGAGCGACAACGACUGGUACAUGAUUCACGGCCACCGCCACAACUGCCACAGCACUGUAAAUCCAAUAACAUUAAUGAUAAUAAUAAUGGUAUUAAUAAUU
Molecule: messenger RNA, 405 nt
Organism: Gongylonema pulchrum
Lineage: Eukaryota; Metazoa; Nematoda; Chromadorea; Rhabditida; Gongylonematidae
Source: the annotation of a GenBank genome assembly